Mobula hypostoma (lesser devil ray) is the source of this 2360-nucleotide messenger RNA. RefSeq names its product protein arginine methyltransferase 5 (gene prmt5). Gene Ontology annotation, biological process: peptidyl-arginine N-methylation; regulation of DNA-templated transcription. The coding region runs from base 55 to 1944 and encodes 629 amino acids. Gene Ontology annotation, cellular component: nucleus; cytosol. The transcript has a single exon. The record is from RefSeq and is a predicted model, not a curated record. NCBI's taxonomy places the organism in Eukaryota, Metazoa, Chordata, Chondrichthyes, Myliobatiformes, Myliobatidae.
GACCCCCGCUGUUUAUUGGCGGACUAGGCCACCGAGCAACUCCUCCGGGUGAAGAUGGCGGCAGGGGCGCGUGUGUCGAGUGGUCGCGAUGUGAAUGCAGUUCCAGACGUCGGGGAGAGCCUAGGUACAGCGGGUGGGCAGGGAUUCGAUUUCCUCUGCAUGCCCAUCGUGCACCCCCGCUUCAGGCGGGAGUUCUGCGCGGGGCCGGCUAAGGACCGGCCGGCGGCCCUGACCCGCUCCGAUCUGUUGCUGUCUGGCCGGGACUGGAACACGCUCAUCGUGGGCAAGCUGUCGCCAUGGAUACAGGCGGACUCAGAGGACGAGCAGGUGAGGAGAAACUCGGAAGAGGCCCUGCUGCAGGAGCUGAACUUUGCGGCCUACCUCGGUGUCCCCGCGUUCCUACUGCCGCUGCGGCAGAUGAACAACAGUAACCUGGCAAGGGUGCUGAUCAACCACUUGCUGACCGGACACCACUCCACGAUCUUCUGGAUCCGGGUGCCGCUCAUCUCCUGGGAGGACAUGCGGGAGGACCUAGUAGAGAAUGACCCGGUGGUGCGCUCGGAGGACUGCAGCGAGGAGGAGACGACCUGGCUGUGGUGGCACCAUUUCCGCUCCUUGUGCGACUACAACAAGAGGAUCGCGCUGGCCCUCGAGGUCGGGCCAGAUCUGCCGUCCGACGCUGUCAUCGACCGCUGGCUCGGGGAGCCCAUCAAGGCGGCCGUGCUGCCCACCAGCAUCUUCCUGACCAACAAGAAGGGCUUCCCCGUCCUGUCCAAGAUGCAUCAGAACCUGGUCUACCGGUUCUUCAAGCUGGAGGUGCAGUUCGUGAUCACCGGGUCAAACCGUCACUCGGAUAAGGAGUUCCGCUCUUACCUGCAGUACCUCGAAUAUCUCAACCAGCACCGACCCCCGCCCAACUCGUACGAAACCUACGCCAAGGGAUACGAAGACUACCUGCAGUGCCCGUUACAGCCCCUCAUGGAUAACUUGGAGUCUCAGACCUACGAGAUUUUCGAGAAAGACCCGAUCAAAUACUCGCAGUACCAACAGGCUGUCUACAGGUGUCUGCUGGACAGGAUCCCGGAGAGUGAGAAGGACACAAACGUUCAUAUCCUGAUGGUUCUGGGAGCGGGCCGGGGCCCCCUGGUCAAUGCCUCUCUGCGAGCUGCCCGACAGGCUGACCGGAAGAUUAAAGUGUUCGCCAUUGAGAAGAACAUCAAUGCUGUCGUCACGCUUCAGAACUGGAAGUAUGAGGAGUGGGGGGACCAGGUGACAGUGGUCUCCUCUGAUAUGAGGGACUGGCAGGCGCCCGUGAAGGCAGACAUCAUCGUUAGCGAGUUGCUGGGCUCCUUUGGAGACAACGAGCUGUCGCCAGAAUGCUUGGAUGGAGCGCAGAGGUUCCUGAAGGAGGACGGAGUGAGCAUACCCAGCCAGUACACCUCUUUCCUCGCUCCCAUCUCCUCGUCCAAGCUUUACAACGAGGUGCGCGCCAGCAGAGAGAAGGACCGCGACCCGGAGGCUCAGUUUGAAAUGCCCUAUGUGGUUCGACUGCACAACUUCCACCAGCUGGCUGCUCCUCAGCCCUGCUUCACUUUCACACACCCUAACCGGGGUGUCUUCAACAACAACCGCUACAAGUGCCUGGAGUUUGACAUCAAGCUGAAUACUGUGCUGCACGGGUUUGCCGGCUACUUUGAGACCACCCUGUACAAGGAGGUGACGCUGAGCAUCCGCCCAGAGACUCACUCCCCGGGCAUGUACUCCUGGUUCCCCAUCCUCUUCCCCCUGAAGCAACCCAUUCCUGUGAAGGCAGGGGAAAUGGUGUGCGCCCGCUUCUGGAGGUGUGCCAAUCCCAAGAAGGUGUGGUAUGAGUGGGCAGUGACCUCGCCAGAGUGUUCUGCCAUCCACAACCCUACUGGCAGAUCGUACACCAUUGGCCUGUGACAUGGUGCCCGUUGGCAGUUUUGGACGUGUUCCACUUGUAGCUGUGUGCAUGUUCAAUAGGUGGGGUAGUUGACAAGGAUUGGCUCCUAUCUCGUGCUGCUGAACUGUGAUCUGUGUUGAGAGGUCAAAAUGAUGUGUUUACCAAUGCUGGAGGGUGGGUGGGAGUAUAAAAUGGGAGGCUCCCAGUUGGGGGAUAUGUGAUGAUGCAUUGUGUUACUGACAUUAAACUGAUUUUGUUGCAAAGCUCUUUAAAGUCUUUAAAUCCGAAAAUAAAAGGGGCAGCACGGUGCAGUGCUGCUUCACGGCUCCAGCAAGCCGUGUUUGAUUUUGGCCUGCAAUGCCACAUGGAAUUUAUCCAUUCCAUGUGGAUUUCCCCCAGGUACUCUAAUUUCCUCCUGUAUCCCAAAGUAGGCAAG